UCAAGAAUCGUAGUUGCAAAGUUUGGAUCCGCGAACGUUCCAGGCUCACGAGGUUCGCAAGCUGAACUUAGAGACAAAUCGCAGUUUUUCGGUGGUAGGUGUCAUGAGCGAGCGCUCAAAGCUCCAGUUCCGAAUUCGCGUGAUGGAGAACUGCCAGUGGUUAACGUUGAGCACGGCGCAGCUGCGCUCCGAGCGCUCUAGCGUCGGUUCGGCCUUCCUCGGGCUUUUACCCCGUCCAUUCCUGUCCCCGGGUUACUGCCCGAGUCAGACGCCACAGCCAGCAAUAGUGCUAUCUACCAACCCGAAGUCUUCGGUACCGACGUCAAAGACAGCCUGGAAUACGCCUUCACUUCAGAUCGCAGAUGACAAUGCGAACAUCUCGACGCGCCCCAUCUAAACAGGAAGUGCAGGUCGACACUAUCUCAUGGAUGCACUCGGGGUCCUUCCUAGUCAUGCUGGUACUGAUUCGGAGACGGCGCUAUGUCUGGAAUGCAUAUAUUCAAGGGCAUCGAAACGGUGGGAUCAACGGACGCGUCUGCUCACUCUGCUCCCUGUGCAGAGUAAACAAAGAUGCGACGCGUUAUCUGCCAACUCUCGCUUCUCCUGAGCCUAGCAAUCGCACUGCUGCCGACGUCCGUCGUAUCGCAGGCCACCAACUCCUCUGUGCUUCCAGUCGGAUCCUGCACCGCAGACAUACCUUGCAGCAAUGGCGCGUGUUGUAAUGGACAGUCUGGUUUUUGCGGGUUCGGCCCCAGUUUCUGUACCACGGUAGCUAGUGGUGGACACUGCACGUCGCAUUGUGACGCUCUCGCUGAAUGCGGACCCUUUGCUGCUCCCGCCAACUUCACGUGUCCUUUGAAUGUGUGCUGCUCUCAGUUCGGCUUCUGUGGUACAACAGCAGAGUUCUGCUCGGCUGGUUGCCAGUCCAACUGCAAUCCCCCGGCACCCCAUCGUGCGGGGCUGAUCAACAAAGUGCGACUCAACGUCGGAUCGGAUACUACGAGGUGGGCCAUUAUCGGAUGGGCAACGACGCGCUCCUGUCUCUCGUACACACCCGAGAUGAUAUCAGCAGAGACUCUGACACACAUUAACUUUGCAUUUGCCCUCAUAUCCAACUCGUUUACAAUCAUUGAGAUGUCUCCUGGCGAUGCUGCCCUGUGGACCCGGACCACGGCUCUCAAGAAAAAGAACGUUUCUCUCAAAGUCUUCUUGUCAAUCGGAGGAUGGAGUUUCAAUGACCCGCCUACGUCCCAGAUCUUCAGUCAACUCGUUGGCAGUGCUGCCAAUACAGCUACGUUUAUCAGCAGUGCUCUGAACACUCUGCAAGCGUAUGGGUUUGAUGGAAUCGAUGUUGAUUGGGAAUAUCCUGCUGCGUACGAUCGUGGCGGUAAUCCUGCAGAUAAGGCCAACUAUGUGACUUUCAUGUCCAAAGUCAAAGCAGCCUUCAAGCCCCGGAACUACGGGCUCACAUUUACUGCACCUUCAUCUUACUGGUAUUUGCAACACUUUGAUCUCCCGGGUCUGAUGCAGUCGGCGGAUUGGGUCAACGUGAUGACGUACGAUCUUCACGGAACUUGGGACGGUGUUGAUCCAUAUAUCGGUUCUCUGGUUCUUGCUCACACCAACUUGACGGAGAUCAAAGACACCUUGUCUCUCUUCGACAAUGUCGGCGUGAAUCCCAACCAAAUCGUCCUCGGAAUCGGUUUCUAUGGUCGUUCUUUCCAACUUGCCAGCGCAAGCUGCUCCUCGCCUGGGUGUGCCUUCGUCGGUGGAGCGAAUCCAGGCCCGUGCUCGGCCAAUUCUGGAACUUUAAUGUUUUCCGAGAUCGAGCAGAUCAUUGCACAAAACAGCCUCCAGCCGAUCCUGGAUCCUGACGCCGCAGUCAAGUACAUCGUGUGGAACAACGAUCAAUGGGUCAGCUAUGACCCUGCAGAUGAAGUUGCAGUUUGCCAACUCUCGUUGUGUCGGAGGCGCGUCUCUUCUUCUUUCGCGCUUGUCUUUGUUUAUGUCUCGACAGGAACGAUGAUCUGGUCUGUCGACCAGGAUGAUCUGCAGUAUUCUGCGCUCUCUGCACUCUAUCCGGGGAUCGACGUCAACAAGCCGUCCUCCGUCGAGUCCGGCAAUCAAUGCACGAUCACGGGAUGCGGACAAAAUUGCCCUUCCGGAUGGGACACUCUCACGACAUUGACGACGAAUCCCGGUGCGGGAUCAUCGUGCAACGCCAAUUCGCCCGCCAAGCUUUGCUGUCCGUCUGGCAAUGCGCCUCAGAGCUGCUCCUGGCGCGGCGGAGGAUCCAGCACGUGCAAUCCUAGCUGCAAUGUGGGCGAGAUCACUCUCGCCACUGACCCAGUCGGCGGCGAUGGCAAGCCGACUUGCGCGCAGGGAACCAAGGCGUUCUGCUGCUCAAGCGACCAGAAUGAUCCGACGGGAUGCCACGCGACGGGUUGUGGUGAGACGCAGACGGCGUGUGCAUCCGGGGACGCGUUCUUGACCUUUGUGAGGCAAGGGAGCGAGGACAACGGAAGCUGCGAGGCUCAGAAUUCAAGCCCGAAUGUCAUCAACAAGCAACCUUGUCCUCCGAUCUGCAGCACCAACAACAAGCCUGUAUGCUGUCAAGCCAAUGUGAUUUCAUCCUAUACGAAUUGUCACUGGGUCGGCGACUUGCCGAAUUGUCUGAACUCAGCUUGUCCAGCGGGGCAAGUCGGGAUCUUCAGUGACAUGCAAGGCGACGCGUCUUCGUCUUGUGUUGGGAACGGAAAACGGCUCUACUGCUGUAAUCCUCCUUCCAAUCAACAGUUCCUGCCUGUACCGGAAGCAUGGGUUCUGCCUCAGCUCACCAGCAUCCCUGGCUCGAGCGAAGUCAUCCAACCAGCGUCAUUCACUGUCGACUUCGAUGACGUGAGCAAACAUGGUACCCCUGACGUCAAUUCACAGGGUUCUGGAACGAGUGGAGAAUCAGACGAUGGACGCGAGAACGACAGUCCGUUCGGCGAGGUGUUCAUUUCAUCCCCCAAUCCGGGAAGUGUUAGUUCCCUGGAUCUAGCAUCCGACUGGGUCAUCCAUGACUGUGAUGCAAAGAGUGACCAGCCCCAGACGGUGCAGUCGAUCUCUUGUCCUUGCCUACUGCUCCAAGACCAUGGAUGGAGACGAUUCCGGAUGCGGGCAUGUUUUCAUCGGAGAAGCCCAGCACACCGUCGUCCGAAUGCCGAAGAGCUGUGGCUUGGGACCCUAUGCCGGGUCGUGUCGCUUGCUCCGCACGAGAAUCAAGCCGUCCUCGCAGCUGCCAGGUUGAAGAGAGCUUUACCAGAGAAUGAGCUCGUGUACCAGUUCUCAUUCGACUACAACUUUGCUGCUGUGCCAGCUGCGAACGGGCCUAUUUUGAUGCGUGCUGAUAUGGUUAGUCAUGUUUUUCAUGUGUAUCCAUUAAGCUUAUUGUUGAGCCCAGACCGAUAUGCCUGGAUACUGGGAUGCUAUCAUCAACACCCUCCAGAUUCAGGGACAACCUCAACCAAGCGAUCGAACAGCAAACGUGAAUUCCACCAGCCUGAGGAACUGGAACGCCGGUGGUUUGGGCCGUUCGACAACUGGCUUCAGAAGAUCAACACGGUGACGAACUCGAAUAGCGUGUCGCGAAACUUCCAUUGGUCGGAUAAAUACACGAUCUUUCAUCAGGAAGAGUCCUGUCCCAACUUAGCUCCAGUCUCGAUAUCUCGGUCUCGGGGAACGCCCAAGCGAACAGCCGAUUUGGCUACUAUCUCGAAGCGACGAUCGUUCCGCCUGCGAUCCAGCAAAUGCUACGUCUAUCUGAACGCGGGUGCCAGCGCCCAGGCCACGUUCACCAUCACCGGUCUUGCGCAGGUGGAUUUCGGGACGGAGAGAAGUGAGCUCGUGUCGUUUGGAUUCCCUGGGCUUUAUUACCCGGGAUUGUUGACGAUUGGGCCGAGUCUGCAUCUCUACGGAGAGCUGAGUGGCACACUCAGCAUGUCUGGAACUUACAGCGCCACUGUCGGGUACACAUUCCCGGGGCUACGACUUUCUCUGGGCUACAACGUGAAUCUGGAGGGCAACGUCCAGGCGCACCUCGUGCCCAGUCUGCAGCUCGGAAUCAGCGUGCUCGGAGGCCAGGUCCUCGACGCCCAGGUUUUCGUCGAAGCUGACCUUUAUGCUGGUGUCGGUGUGACGGGC
Messenger RNA from Mycena citricolor, 4185 nucleotides. NCBI's taxonomy places the organism in Eukaryota, Fungi, Basidiomycota, Agaricomycetes, Agaricales, Mycenaceae. The record is from the annotation of a GenBank genome assembly.